Molecule: messenger RNA, 1993 nt
Organism: Balaenoptera musculus (blue whale)
Lineage: Eukaryota; Metazoa; Chordata; Mammalia; Artiodactyla; Balaenopteridae
Gene: SLCO3A1
Product: solute carrier organic anion transporter family member 3A1
Exons: 10
Coding region: 191-1993 (600 amino acids)
Biological process (GO): transmembrane transport; prostaglandin transport; sodium-independent organic anion transport
Cellular component (GO): membrane
Molecular function (GO): protein binding
Source: RefSeq, a predicted model, not a curated record
GGCAGCGGCGGCGGCGGCGGCGGCUGCGAGGAGCCGUGCCUUCCACCUUUCCAGCCCCGGCAGGACGGGGGUGGCCGCCGCGGGCCCGGGGCGGGGACAGCACGCAGCCUCGCCGCGCGCACCUGAGCCCGGCAGCGGCCCCGACACCCGGGGCAAGCGGGAAAGCGGCGGCGGCGGCGGCGGGGGAAGGAUGCAGGGGAAGAAGCCGGGCGGCUCGUCGGGCGGCGGCCGGAGCGGCGAGCUGCAGGGGGACGAGGCGCAGAGGAACAAGAAGAAGAAAAAGAAGGUGUCCUGCUUCUCCAACAUCAAGAUCUUCCUCGUGUCCGAGUGCGCCCUGAUGCUGGCGCAGGGCACGGUGGGCGCCUACCUGGUGAGCGUCCUUACCACCCUGGAGCGGAGGUUCAACCUCCAGAGCGCCGACGUGGGCGUGAUCGCCAGCAGCUUCGAGAUCGGCAACCUGGCGCUCAUCCUCUUCGUGAGCUACUUCGGGGCGCGCGGGCACAGGCCGCGCCUCAUCGGCUGCGGAGGCAUCGUCAUGGCCCUGGGCGCGCUGCUGUCGGCGCUGCCCGAGUUCCUGACCCACCAGUACAAGUACGAGGCGGGCGAGAUCCGCUGGGGUGCCGAGGGCCGCGAUGUCUGCGCCGCCAACGGCUCGGGCGGGGACCAGGGGCCCGACCCGGACCUCAUCUGCCGCAGCCGGACCGCCACCAACAUGAUGUACUUGCUGCUCAUUGGGGCCCAGGUGCUACUGGGCAUCGGUGCUACCCCCGUGCAGCCCCUGGGCGUCUCCUACAUCGACGACCACGUGCGGAGGAAGGACUCCUCGCUCUACAUAGGAAUCCUGUUCACGAUGCUGGUGUUUGGACCAGCCUGUGGAUUUAUCCUGGGCUCUUUCUGUACCAAAAUCUAUGUGGAUGCAGUCUUCAUUGACACAAGUAACCUGGACAUCACCCCGGACGACCCCCGCUGGAUCGGAGCCUGGUGGGGUGGCUUUCUGCUCUGCGGUGCCUUACUCUUCUUUUCUUCCGUCUGGAUGUUUGGGUUUCCACAGUCUCUGCCCCCGCACUCAGACCCCGCCCUGGAGAGCGAACAGGCCAUGCUCCCCGAAAGAGAAUACGAGAGACCCAAGCCCAGCAACGGGGUCCUGAGGCACCCCCUGGAGCCGGACAGCAGUGCCUCCUGCUUCCAGCAGCUGAGAGUGAUCCCGAAGGUCACAAAGCACCUGCUCUCAAACCCUGUGUUUACCUGCAUCAUCCUGGCCGCCUGCAUGGAGAUUGCAGUGGUGGCUGGCUUCGCUGCCUUCUUGGGGAAGUAUCUGGAGCAGCAAUUUAACCUCACCACCUCUUCUGCCAACCAGCUGCUUGGGAUGACUGCGAUCCCAUGUGCCUGUCUGGGCAUCUUCCUGGGCGGUCUCCUGGUGAAGAAACUCAGCCUGUCUGCCCUCGGGGCCAUUCGGAUGGCCAUGCUCGUCAACCUGGUGUCCACCGCUUGUUACGUCUCCUUCCUCUUCCUGGGCUGUGACACGGGCCCUGUGGCUGGGGUUACUGUUCCCUAUGGAAACACCUCAUCACCUGGCUCGGCCCUGGACCCCUACUCGUCCUGCAAUAAAAACUGUGAAUGCCAGACGGAUUCCUUCACUCCAGUGUGUGGAGCAGAUGGCAUCACCUACCUGUCUGCCUGCUUUGCUGGCUGCAACAGCAUGAAUCUCACCAGCUGUGCGUGCCUCACGACCGUUCCGCCUGAGAAUGCGACCGUGGUCCCUGGAAAAUGCCCCAGUCCUGGCUGCCAAGAGGCCUUCCUCACCUUCCUGUGUGUGAUGUGUGUCUGCAGCAUGAUUGGGGCGAUGGCUCAGACUCCCUCGGUCAUUAUCCUUAUCAGGACAGUCAGCCCUGAACUCAAAUCCUACGCCCUGGGAGUUCUUUUUCUCCUCCUCCGUUUGUUGGUUUUUGUUGAUAUCAACUAUGCCUUUGUACCACCCUUCUCAUUGGCAUAA